This is a messenger RNA of Microcebus murinus (gray mouse lemur), 2933 nucleotides long. NCBI's taxonomy places the organism in Eukaryota, Metazoa, Chordata, Mammalia, Primates, Cheirogaleidae. The record is from RefSeq and is a predicted model, not a curated record.
GUGCAGGUCCCUGUGUGUGUGCAUGUCCCUGUAUGUGUGCAUGUAUCCCUGUGUGUGCAGGUCUCUGUGUUAGUUGUGGCUUCUGUGGUGCUGCAGCCCCUCCUUUGGGGAUGCUGCGCUCUUCCUUGCCUGAAGCCUAGCACUCUGGUUGUCCAGUUGUCCAGCGUCGUGCCGGGUGAAUUCUGCAGUGACUGUGCGUCCUGGGCACAUGGGCUGGCAGGGCCUGCGUCCUCUCUGGCCAGCCUCCCCUGUACCCAGAGCCAACCAGGCCUGGCCGGCUUUUCGAGCUGUGUUGAGAGGAGGCCGGGCCGAUUUGCUGCCGUCGGGUGCUGUGGCUGUGGGUGUGCUGGGGAGCAGCUGCCCGGGUCUGGGGUGAGGGAGUGUGAGACAGGGCUGUCCCCACGGCAGCACAGGGUGGGGCCCAGGUGGGCACGUCUGCACCCGCUGAGCCCUCCCCAGUGCCGACAGCCGUGUGGGUGUGGGGCUGGGGCUCCCCGGCCCCGUCCAAUGACCCAAGGCCCCGCUCUGAGCAGCUGAGCAUGGGGCCCCCUCGUGCCCCGGCACGGACCGUGCUCUUCCAGCGGGAAAGGACGGGCCUGACCUACCGUGUGCCCGCGCUGCUCCCGGUGCCCCCGGGGCCCACCCUGCUGGCCUUCGCGGAGCAGCGGCUCAGCCCCAGUGACUCCCACGCCCACCGCCUGGCGCUCAGGAGGGGCACGCUGGCCGGGGGCUCCGUGAGGUGGGGCGCGCUGAGCGUGCUGGGCUCGGCGGCCCUGGAGGAGCACCGCUCCAUGAACCCCUGCCCCGUGCUGGACGCCGGCACCGGCACCGUCUUCCUCUUCUUCAUCGCCGUGCUGGGCCACACGCCUGAGGCCGUGCAGAUCGCCACAGGCAGGAACGCGGCGCGUCUCUGCUGCGUGAGCAGCCGCGACGCUGGCCUCACGUGGGGCAGCGCCCGCGACCUCACCGAGGAGGCCAUCGGCGGUGCUGUGCAGGGCUGGGCCACGUUCGCCGUGGGCCCGGGCCACGGCAUCCAGCUGCCCUCGGGCCGCUUGCUGGUGCCCGCCUACGCCUACCGCGUGGACCGCCGGGAGUGCUUCGGCAAGAUCUGCCGGACCAGCCCCCACGCCUUCGCCUUCUACAGCGACGACCACGGCCGCUCCUGGCACUGCGGGGGCCUCGUGCCCAACCUGCGCUCCGGCGAGUGCCAGCUGGCUGUGGUGGACGGCGGCCGGGCCAGCAGCGUCCUCUACUGCAACGCCCGCAGCCCCCUGGGCCGCCGCGUGCAGGCGCUCAGCACCGAUGAGGGCAGCUCCUUCCUGCCCGGGGAGCUCGUGCCCCCCCUGGCUGAGACAGCCUGGGGCUGCCAGGGCAGCAUCGUGGGCUUCCCAGCCCCGCCCCCCAGCAGGCCGCCGGGGGAGGGAUGGGCGGUGGGUCCCAGGAGGCCCCCCCACCCUGCCCGUCUCUGUCCUGGAGUCCAGGAACCCCCAGCGGAGGGCACUGGGGAGCCCCGUGGAGGCCAGGUGCCGGAGGGGCCCUUCAGCCACCCACAGUGCCGGAGGGAUGGCCCUGGGCAGCCUGGCCCUGGGCCUGGGGUCGGUGGGGACAAGGGGCCCUGCACCCUGGCCCUGCCUGCCACCCCUGCCACCCUGCCCCAGAGCCCCACGUGGCUGCUGUACUCCCACCCCGCCGGGCUCAGGGCUCGGCUGCACAUGGGCAUCCGCCUGAGCCGGGCCCCACUGGAUCCCCACAGCUGGACGGAGCCCUGGGUGAUCUACGAGGGCCCCAGCGGCUACUCCGACCUGGUGUCCAUCGGGCCCAGCCCCGUGGGGGCCCUGGCCUUCGCCUGCCUGUAUGAGAGUGGGGCCAGGACCUCCUACGAGGAGAUCUCCUUCUGCAUGUUCUCCCUGCGCGAGGUCCUGGAGAACGUGCCCUCGGGCCCCCGGCGGCCCCACCUCGGGGACAAGCCUCAGUGCCGGCCCUUCUGACGGCCCGCUGGCCAGCUGGGCCCUGGCUCCCGGGGCGGGGCGGGGCAGGUGCAGGACCCCACAGCCCAGGCUACGUCCCGCCCGCCCGCCGCUGGGUUCCCCUUAGCGUGCUCACUGCGGGGAAUAAAGGGUCCCCCAUGUCCAGGCAGAUGCUUCUUUGCUGUUCUUUUCCCCGCACAAGGCCUGGGCUGGCGCUGGUGCCUGGGUGGCUCCCCGGAACCCCCACAGCUCGCGCUGCCUCGAGUGGCCAGCAGGGGCAGGAGAGGAAGAGGCACCUCUGUCCACCUCCUCUUCCGACAACCGAGAUCAGUCUGGGACUCGUGAGUGGCGCGUCUGCCCAGCGCCCGAGCCAGAGCUGCCCGCCCUCCCCGCCAGGGCAGAGCUGGACGCCCCGAGGUGGUCACCUCCCCGGGCCGUCACCUCCCUUCCACUGCCCCCACUGGGUCGGGGCGUUCCCUCGGGCAGGCCCCUUUACCUUAUGCUUUUAGCCUCCAUUUCUGAGUGUAGAAACCAUCCGCGCACAUCACAGGACGCUGGAAAGCAGGAAGGACUGCGUGGGCGCCCGACCCCGCGCUCAGCGCACUUGGGCUCCGGAGGGCGCUGUUGGGCCUCUCCUCAUUCCUUCCCCAGCCCCCGCCCUGCCACCACUCCCGGCUGUGAAUUGUGUGUGGGGAGCUCCUUCGGGUGUCUCUGGUCCAGUCACCUCCCUGGAUUCCAGGACCGCGGGGCCUCCCCAAGGCUGGGCACCCACUGCUGGUCCCCAGGGUGUCCCGGAGGCCUCGAAGCCACCAGGGUUCCCAGGGGAGCAGGCAGGACCCCCCUCUGCUCCCCAUCCUCACGGCCGCUGCCUGCAGGGAGGGUCUCUGGCGGUGCAGCGGGGCAGGUGGGGCCUGGAUCUGGGGCCCCUCAGGGCCCCGAGCGUUUGGGCUGCCGUCCAGGGACUCC